UGAAUUGAAUGAAAACUUAAAAAAGAGGGGCAUUUUUGUGAAGUUCCAUUUUGUUUUCUCCCCUUCGUUGGCUCUGGAGUCUGGACAACAACGCUAAAGGAGAAAUCUCUAGAUCGCUUGUGGAUUCGAAGAAUCUCUCACGGUCGGUUCUUGACGACGGAUCAAGCUCUAUUCCUCUAGUAUCAUCUAAUCCAUCGAGCAAUUCUCAUUUUGAUCUUCCGUUUUCAUCAUCUUCUGGAAUCAAUUUUGCUCUUGUUAAAUCUGAAAGUUCUGAGGAUAAAAUCAUGAAUUCCAACUUCGGGAAGAGAUCAUCCGGAUCGACCAAUAGCUUUGAUUUCGAUCUGGGGCUUGGAUCGAGCCAAGGUAGACCUCUGAAUGGUCAGAAGAGCCAAACAUCUUCUUAUUCGAGCUCGAAUUCGCAGCCGAGACCUGCGUGGCAGCCUGGUAAGCCGUCGUGGACGCAUCAACCUGCACCGAAGCAGAGUACGAUCCGAUCUGAGAUCGGAAGUGGACCGACUUCAAUGGUGGGUGAUAUUCAUGGUAAGACGUGGGGGUCAGCUUCGGGAUCGGGUUCGGGUAUUGGGAUUGUGAAUAAGGAUCCUAGUUUGUUUGGAGAUUUGGUUGGUUCUGCGAUAGGUCAAGGUAAAUCUAGUAGAAACGUGCCGUUGAAGAAUGCACCGCCUGUUUCGGCUUCAGGUUCGAGUAAGAGUCCUUAUUCUAUGGGGAAUUUGGGUGAUUCGUUGCCUAAAUCUGGUAAUUCGAUGAAAACUGGUGGUGGUAUGGGUUAUAGCAGUAAUCCGAGUGGUUUUUCUGGUGGUUACACGAGCUCCGGUGGUUUUAAUGCUAAUCUUGGAGGUCCUUCAAUGAAAAAUAUGGCUGGGGGCAAUCUAAAUGGGUCUGGUCUUCCUUCGAAUAGUGAUCCAUUUGGUUCUUUGGUUGGUUUCGGAUCAAAAUCAUCAGGAAGCAAACCAGGAAAGGUUAACAACAAUGCACAGAAUGAUACUUUUGGGAAUUUUCAAGGAGUGUCGAACCUUAACAGUGGCGGUUCUACGGGAACAACUACUCAAAUCAACGACUUUGGGGGUUUCCAGGCUUCGAAAUCAAACACAUUCUCAUCAGGAGGUAGCUUCAAUGCUUCAAACGUUGAUUUUGGUGUGCAACCAAGUGGUCCACAAUCUUCGAGUGCAAACGAUGAUCCAUUAGGAAUGUUCUCUAAUUCCAAACCCUCAGCUGCACCACCUACGCCACAGACCGAAGAUUGGGGAUUUGAAAGUUUUGACGGUGGGGCUGGUUCCACCACCGAGCUUGAUGGUUUGCCACCGCCUCCACCGGGUGUAUCAGCUACAUCAGCUAAGAACAAGGGCAUUGAUAACCAGAGACAAGGUCAGUAUGCUGAUGCCAUAAAGUGGCUCUCUUGGGCUGUGAUUCUUAUGGAUAGAGCUGGUGAUGAAGCUGGAUCAGCCGAGGUUCUUUCAACAAGGGCUUCGUGUUACAAAGAAGUUGGAGAGUAUAAGAAAGCUGUAGCCGACUGCACAAAGGUACUUGAUCACGACAAGAAGAAUGUGACCAUUCUGGUUCAACGAGCACUGUUAUACGAGAGCAUGGAGAAAUACAAACUCGGAGCUGAAGACCUAAGGAUGGUUCUAAAGAUUGAUCCCGGGAAUAGAAUCGCUAGAAGUACUGUUCACCGCCUAACCAAAAUGGCUGGUUGAUCCUUCAUAUAUACGGAUACUACUCAAAGAAAAAAAACAAAAAACCCUCAAAUAUCUAUAAUCCUUCACAUUGCUUUGCUCAAUACCGUUUCCUCUCUCAUCCAUGGACCAUGCGUGUGUGUAUUUUUUUUCUGAGAUUUAUUGGUUCGUCUAUAAUGCGGCAGCUUCUUGUAGUAAGUGGGUCAUGAGUGUAUUUUUUUGGAUGGUGCAUUUAUAUGUUGUUGAUUUUCUUACACACUAAUUUUUUUUGAGUUUAUCAUGAAAUGUUUGAUCAUCGAUGUCAUAUGAAAUGCCAAAGAUGACCGUAAAUUUCGCAUCGUAACUCGCAAAGAUGAACCUUACUUUGAGACGCUGCCUGCGUGAUGGACGUGAGACGCAUAACGCAUACUAUUAAAUUACCAGACGCUCGUGGAC
Arabidopsis thaliana (thale cress) is the source of this 2126-nucleotide messenger RNA. RefSeq names its product Tetratricopeptide repeat (TPR)-like superfamily protein. The record is from RefSeq and is marked reviewed. NCBI's taxonomy places the organism in Eukaryota, Viridiplantae, Streptophyta, Magnoliopsida, Brassicales, Brassicaceae. Bases 285 to 1712 code for a protein of 475 amino acids. The transcript has 2 exons.